UUGAAAUGGCAUUCCAUCAAAGUUACUCGCCUAAUUAUUUCGCGUUGAAUGAUAUUUUGUGCACCGAGGAACGUUUAUUCUGCAAAAUCGAAGUAGAGUUGCCUGGAUUAGGUUUCUUGGAUUCCUCGUCCCAAACGGACAAUUUGAGCGCGGGAACCAAGGUACAAUUCCCAUUAUGGUUGGCAGAAUCAUUGUCAAGCUUGCAGAAUCGCAUAAUCAGCGUCGAUGUACCGAGUAUAUAUAAGGAAGGAUAUAGGGAAAUUUUAGAAGCCGCUGCGGAUGCUGUUGGUUUAAGCAAAUGGAAUCCUUACUUUUACGAAUUAGGAAUUUAUGUACAGAAGUUCGGGGCCAGAGAAUCCGAACUGAUAACUAAAAGUUUGUUACAGACGUUUAAGUCUCGUUUUCGAUUAGUUAUGGAUUGGGCUCAAAACCCGACAUCCGAUCCAACGUUGGAUAUUAAACUUCCUCGACUCGAAAGGAACAUUUAUCAGUCUGGAAUAAAGGCUAGAGAACGUUUGUCAGAAUGGCUGAAAAUGGGUACUAAUAGCAUUCUUCCUUCUGAAAUUACGGCGAACUUAAAAAAACGCAAACGCGUGGACUACGAGCUCGAUUAACAUUUUUCAUAAAGCAUAAUUGCACGGAUAUUUAUUAUUUACUUGGUAAUAUUUUUAAAUAAACCUGAAAAGACUCUGAUCUAUCGGUGACCAAAGCGAAUUGACCGCACAAGCGUGGACGUUGAUUGUUUAAUUGUAUCAUCAUUAGCUUUUAAUUUUGAAUACAAUUGUUCUUACUUGUUGCGCGUUUUCGUGACAAAUCUUUUACUUCUGAAGGUGUUGGAAAUAACGAGAACAGUGAUAAAUAUAUGAAAAGCAUAAAGAUACAUGAAAAGAUGAAGAUCCAGAAGAAUGUGUGUGUGUGUUUUGUAACAGAAAAUGUUU
Molecule: messenger RNA, 938 nt
Organism: Colletes gigas
Lineage: Eukaryota; Metazoa; Arthropoda; Insecta; Hymenoptera; Colletidae
Gene: Psf3
Product: DNA replication complex GINS protein PSF3
Exons: 4
Coding region: 6-614 (202 amino acids)
Biological process (GO): mitotic DNA replication initiation
Cellular component (GO): GINS complex
Source: RefSeq, a predicted model, not a curated record